UGACACCGUGUAUGGUACGUGAGCCACGGUUUGUGUUUAAAACAUAAUUUAUUGUAUUUUGCAUUUACCAAUUAUUCCUUGCGAAACUUCCCAAUAUGAUCCUAAAGUGCGCUAUUUACUGUGCAAUCUUCAGCUUACCCCUGUACAGCUGGACCAAAGUCUACAAAGAAUGGAAGAAAAUUCGUGAGGAACUAAAGAAACAUUCACUCUACCUUCAACGGCAUAUCUGCAUGGGGGUGUAUUCGGCCGGUGUAUUGAGCGGGUGGCCAACUGAAGACAGGGCGGAGAAGAGUAAGGGGUUUAACAUAAACACGCAGUUCGAACCGAUCUUAUACUUCAUCCGCACCGCGGAAAGAUCACUGGAUAUUGCCAUAAUGUUCAUUCAGAUCAAAUCGAUACUCGAUGAACUGCUGGCCGCAUCUAGGCGAAACGUGAAAGUUCGAAUAAUCGUCGACUAUAACUAUAACAACAACAAGGACCUUCGACAUUUAGAACGUUCCGGGAUCGAAGUUUUAUACUACGUUGCACCCGAUCCUGACAUAUCCACCAUUUUCCACCACAAGUACAUGGUCAAGGAUUAUACAGACGAAGACGGUUACCUUUACAUUGGCUCGGUAAAUUGGUCAGUGGGCGGCGUCACUGUGAAUUAUGAAACUUUUAACUUCAUCGUUAAUCGUGGGGUAGUAAAAUAUUACCACGAGAAGUUUCACUACGCAUGGCACAGAAUUCGCGAGAUUAACGAAACUAGCCUGUAUGCUAAAGGCACACUGACAGAAAUCAGUUAAACUGGUUAAGUUUGAACCGUUCCCAGAGAAAGCUUCUGUGCUCUGGAUUGCCCCCCAGCAGUGCUAAACCUAAAUUACUCCCUUUUUUUGGGAUUAAUUUGUUGAUCAUUGACAUUCAAUACAAUUUUAUAGGUUAUGUUCAUAGACUUUUUGAACUAUUGUGGAUAAUUUUGAACUACUUUUUAUGUACAGGGUAACGAAAAAUAUAAUUUGUAUAGGCUUUUA
This is a messenger RNA of Photinus pyralis (common eastern firefly), 1010 nucleotides long. Its product is annotated as mitochondrial cardiolipin hydrolase-like. Lineage: Eukaryota; Metazoa; Arthropoda; Insecta; Coleoptera; Lampyridae. The record is from RefSeq and is a predicted model, not a curated record. Gene Ontology annotation, cellular component: mitochondrion. The transcript is spliced from 2 exons. Gene Ontology annotation, molecular function: RNA endonuclease activity producing 5'-phosphomonoesters, hydrolytic mechanism. Gene Ontology annotation, biological process: piRNA processing. Bases 96 to 785 code for a protein of 229 amino acids.